Cyprinodon tularosa is the source of this 1404-nucleotide messenger RNA. RefSeq names its product tripartite motif-containing protein 16-like. The transcript has a single exon. The record is from RefSeq and is a predicted model, not a curated record. The coding region runs from base 145 to 1404 and encodes 419 amino acids. Lineage: Eukaryota; Metazoa; Chordata; Actinopteri; Cyprinodontiformes; Cyprinodontidae. Gene Ontology annotation, molecular function: protein binding; zinc ion binding.
GAUCACUGCUAUCCUGGACCUGGAUAUGUGGCCAGUCAUGUCUGCACUGCGAGGAAGAGGAAAGCUGUUAAGUCUUGUUUAUCCUGCCCUGCUUCCUACUGUAGGGCUCACUUACAACCACCACCAUUAAAGAAGCACAAGCUGAUGGACCCCUCCAAGAAUCUCCAGGAGAACUUCUGCUCCCAUCAUGAUGAGGUGAUGAAGAUCUGCUGUUGUACUUAUCAGCAGUGUAUCUGUUAUCUCUGCACCAUGGAUGAACAUAAAGGCCAUGAAACAGUCCCAGCUGCAGCAGAAAGGACUGAGAAGCAGAAGGAGCUCCAGGAGAGACGACAACAAAUCCAGCAGAGAAUCCAGGAGCAGGAGGAAGAUGUGAAGCUGCUUCAACAGGAGGUGGAGGCCAUCAAUGGCUCUGCUGAUAAAGCGGUGAAGGACAAUGAGAAGAUCUUCACUGAUCUGAUCCAUCACAUCCAGAAAAGAAGCUCUGAUGUGAAGCAGCAGAUCAGAUCCCAGCAGGGAACUAAAGUGAGUCGAGUCAAAGAGCUUCAGGAGAAGCUGGAGCAGGAGAUCACUGAGCUGAAGAGGAAAGAUGCUGAGCUGGAGAAGCUCUCAAACACAGAGGAUCUGUACCAGUUUCUCCAGAACUACCCCUCACUGUCAGCACUCAGUGAGUCUACACACUCAACCAGGAUCAAUAUUCGUCCUCUGAGACACUUUGAGGAUGUGACAGCAGCUGUGUCAGAGCUCAGAGAGAAACUGAAGAACAUCCUGAGGGACACAUGGACAAACAUCGCACCUGCUGUAUCUGAAGUGAAUGUCCUACAGUCAGAAUUAGAACCAAAGACCAGAGCUGGAUUCUUGAAAUAUUCACGAAAAAUAACUUUUGAUCCGAACACAGCACAUAGGAAGUUGUUAUUAUCUGAGGGAAACAGAAAGGUAAUGUUAAUGGGGCAGCUUCAGUCUUAUCCUGAUCAUCCAGACAGAUUUACUGAUCAGUAUCAGGUCCUGAGUAAAGAGAGUCUGACUGGACGUUGUUACUGGGAGGUGGAGUGGAGAGGAGUAGUUCGCAUAGCAGUUUCAGCCAAGAUUAGCAAUUGUAUAAAGAGAUCACAAGGAAAUUUGUUCGGAUUCAAUGACAAAUCCUGGUCUUUACGCUGUGAUGUAAACAAUAACCUGUUGUAUCACAAAGGCAUUCAAACUAAUGCUCAAGGCUCCUCCAGAAUAGGAGUGUUUCUGGAUCACAGAGCAGGUACUCUGUCUUUCUACAGCGUCUCUGAAACACUGACUCUCCUCCACAAAGUCAAGACCACAUUCACUCAGCCUCUAUAUGCUGGGAUUCAACUUAGGUCUUACCUGGUUAACGGAUUACCAAAUAGAUCCUUUGCUAAGUUUGUUAAGCUGAAAUAG